Messenger RNA from Aspergillus clavatus NRRL 1, 159 nucleotides. RefSeq lists its product as uncharacterized. The transcript is spliced from 2 exons. The record is from RefSeq and is a predicted model, not a curated record. NCBI's taxonomy places the organism in Eukaryota, Fungi, Ascomycota, Eurotiomycetes, Eurotiales, Aspergillaceae. Bases 1 to 159 code for a protein of 52 amino acids.
AUGCAUAAGGACUGCAUGGAUGCAUAUUGCAUAGGCAUCAGCGGUGUCCUACCACUUCACAUGGCCCUUACCAGCCCCAAUGCCAUGCCAUGCCAACCUAACCGAACCUUCAAGGAUAGUUGGUACUUUCUGACAACACCAACACCUCAUCAGAUAUGA